Messenger RNA from Misgurnus anguillicaudatus (oriental weatherfish), 3949 nucleotides. NCBI's taxonomy places the organism in Eukaryota, Metazoa, Chordata, Actinopteri, Cypriniformes, Cobitidae. The record is from RefSeq and is a predicted model, not a curated record.
GUUAGAUAGAGCUUCCUUAAAGUGUGAUUUCCUACUGCUCGUACUAGACGCGUCGGCUUUUUUGCAUUGAGACGUUUCCUACAUCAGUUUUGCGUUUUUAAGUUACACCGUUGUGUAUUAAAAAUAUUUCUUUUAGUUUGUUGCCUGUGCUGAAUGGUCUAAAAAUGUUUUAAUUAAAAUAACGUCGUCCAAAGGGAAUGUGGAGAAAAUCUGAGGAGCUCAGAUGCAAAAGCCGCCAAAAAUGAGAUGAUGAUAUUAACCGAUGCUUUCGUCACGUAAUAUACGUUUUAGUAAAUACUGAGCAGUUUUUCACAAUAGAGCAGUUUAGAUGGAGAGAGUGUGAAAUAAAAUUGUUUCGAGAAGGUCCUGGCUGCAGGACGUGUCUCAUUGGUUCGGUUGAGAGGGGGUUCACCCCUACAGGAUUGGCUAGUGAUCGGGAUUCGGGGUAAUAUUAAGGGCGGGUUUAUGUGUCGUCUCAUCAUACGUCACUUCUGUUAUAUAUCACUGUAUUUGGCGUAAUCUAAAUCUUAAAUAUCUUAAUGAAACUUAACCUAUAAACCGGAUAAAAAGCUUGUUUAGAAGAAACGACGUCUGACGGGUUUUGCCUCUGAACUCUUCAAUUAUUAAAGGUUUCCCAGUUUCUCUUCGAUAAAAUGCAUAAAACGGUGUUAACCAAGAGGGAGUGUGAGAAGUUGUUAAAAGACUGUACAGAUCAGUGCCCUUUCUGUAAGUACACCAGCAUGCCACCGCUGGUGUACUAUCACAUUAAAAAUCACAUUCAGUUGGCAGUGACACAUCAGGAUUUCACAAUCAUAAAAUGCAACUUAAACUGUCGGGCAAAAUCUCACUUUCACUGCUGUUACUGUUCGGAGACUGUAUUAAAUCGGGCACAGUUGCUGGCACACAUUGCCAAACAUUCUCCCCAGCAUCAUCCACCCAACCCAGACUCAUCCACCCUGCCGCCCGGUGCCCUGCCACCUCACCCGACUGGCGCUCUGCCACCUCACCCGACUGGCGCUCUGCCACCUCACCCGACUGGCGCUCUGCCACCUCACCCGACUGGCGCUCUGCCACCUCACCCGACUGGCGCUCUGCCACCUCACCCGACCGGCGCUCUGCUACUUUACUUGACCGGCACCCUGCAACCUCACUCGACCUGCGCUCAGCCACCCGGCGCCCUGCCACCUCACUCGACCGGCGCUCAGCCACUCGCCGUCCUGCCACCUCAGCCGCCCGGUGCCCCACCACCUCACUCGACAGGCGCUCAGCCUCCCGGCGUCCUGCCACCUCAGCCGCCCGCCGCCCUGCCACCUCACUCGACAGGCGCUCAGCCUCCCGGCGUCCUGCCACCUCAGCCGCCCGCCGCCCUGCCACCUCACUCAACCGGCGCUCAGCCACCCGGCACCCUGCCACCUCAGCCGCCCGCCGCCCUGCCACCUCACUCAACCGGUGCCCUGCCACCUCAGCUGCUCGGCGCCCUGCCACCUAACUCGACUGGUGUUCCGCCACUCGCCGUCCUGCCACCUCACCUGACCGGCGCUCAGCCGACCGGCGCUCUGCCAAAACGCCCUGCAAGAAGGACUGUUACUUGUAGCCAAUGUAAUUUGACUUUGCUUGUGAAAAAUCUAAGAACUCAUAUAAGAAGGCAACACACUGACAAAGACAACUCCGAGUGUGAACUUGAGCAGUGCAAUGUAAAUGCUGGACUUGACAUAAAAAUAUCAGAGAUGGAGGCACACAGUUCAGGGAUCAGCAGGAAGAGGAAGCGCGGGAAGCUGAAUGGAGAAGCAAAGGAGAUGGAGUGUGUCCGAAAAGUUCCACGGAGAACUUUGUGUGUGAGAGAUCCUGCACCAUUUUCCGAUGAGCUGGAGGGUGCUGAUUUACCAUAUGUUCGUGUUAGCAUGGAGGAGGCCCAACGUGGAACUCCAGAAGGACGUCCUGUACGCGUGUAUGCUGAUGGGAUUUUUGACGUGUUUCAUUCUGGACAUGCUCGCGCUCUGAUGCAGGCCAAGUGCCUUUUCCCAAACACGCAUCUCAUCGUAGGUGUAUGCAGUGAUGAUCUGACACAUCAAUUCAAGGGCUUCACGGUCAUGAAUGAGGAUGAGCGUUAUGAUGCAGUGAGUCACUGCCGUUAUGUCGAUGAAGUGGUCCGGAACGCUCCGUGGACGUUGACACCCGAAUUUCUGGCCAAGCACAGAAUAGACUUUGUCGCCCAUGAUGACAUCCCAUACAUCUCAGCAGGAAGUGAUGAUGUGUACAAACAUAUAAAGGAGGCAGGCAUGUUUGCACCAACUCAGAGAACGGAGGGAAUUUCCACAUCUGACAUAAUCACACGUAUCGUGCGCGACUAUGAUGUUUAUGUGCGCCGUAACCUUCAGAGAGGCUACACUGCCAAAGAGCUGAACGUCAGCUUCAUCAAUGAGAAGAAGUACCACCUGCAGGAGCAUGUAGAUAUGGUAAAGCAGAAGGUGCGAGAUGUGGAGGAGAAGAGUAAAGAGUUUGUGCAGAAGGUGGAAGAGAAAGGCAUCGAUCUCAUACAGAAGUGGGAGGAGAAAUCCCGUGAGUUCAUCGGGAACUUUCUGGAGAUGUUUGGGCCAGAGGGGGCGCUGAAGCACAUGCUGACGGAGGGUAAAGGACGAAUGUUGCAGGCCAUCAGUCCCAAACAAAGCCCUAGCAGCAGUCCAACACGUGAGGAACGCUCUCCGUCCCCCACCUUCCGUCUUCCCUUCUUCACCAGAACCUCCUCACCGUUCUCAACACAACACUAUAUCAGCCAGGACGAGGAAGACUAGAGACACAGGCAACUGGGUUUCACAUGGAUCGUGUUUUAAAUCGUGUUCUUCAAAGCCAUCAUGAAGGGAUAAAUACGGAGGUUCACAGCCGAUUCAGAAUCAGCACAAUAUAGUGACCAAUUUAAUAGACUUUCUAAUAGGUUUCGAUUGUACAUCUUUGCUCUACGCACCCCCCCCCUUCCUAAAACCACUAAACUAAAAUGCUGCGUAUUGUUGUGUGUUAAGGGACCUUGCAUAAUUAUGCAUUUUUAGGGGUUAUAAUCAGCACAAAAAUGCUUAGGAUUUCAGCUUCAGCAGCGUCUGCUUAAACAUAAUCUCUAUUUUAGGGUAUGCAUAAAAACACAGCUAACCUGCAUUCAUUGUUUGGAUCUUUUCAUACUAGAAUGGGACAAAUUUGAGAGUCGUUCCAGCUUGUGGGAGAAUCCUGGGACAGAAGAGUCGUCUCCGUUUCUUUCGUCUCUUUAUUUGUGCCACUCACUGUGUUUAUAGUCUCAGUUAAUAAGAGUAGACUGCUUCUUUAAUUUCAGUCAUGUGUUUUGUGAAUUUAGUUUUUUUGUUUCUCUCUGUUCUAAACUUUAGAUGUUUUCUCUAAUAAGGGUAUCAACUUACUUGAAAAUUGAGGUAUAAUAUCGGGGAGUCGUAAUGACCCCAAUAUUUCAGUCUGUGUCUGUUUGGCUAGACCUGGCACCUCUGUGCUAUUCUGUGGCAUGGGUCCCAGCCUUUUUGUAAAGGAUUUGACUGCUGAAUGUUUACAUUACCCAAGGCAGUAUUAAGACAAAAGGAUACGAGGACAUUUGUUAGUUUACAUAAGACAGGACAACGUUAGUAGGAUUAUACAUGUGCCAGCAAGAAAAAACUCAUUAGUUACAAAAUAACUUGGGGGGGGGGGGUCAGUUUGUAUUGAAGUAUCACUGUAAAGCAAAAGCAUGUUACGCUGUGCCAAAAAAGUGAAGCAUGAGUGACUUAUUUAUGGCUUAAGAGUAAAGUUCAAACUACAAAUGUGAUGUUUUCUGUGGUGUGUUUAGUUACAGUAUUAUGUGGACUCAGAGAUAGACACUGUGUAUUAAAGCACCUUUAAUUUCCAAUAAUAUAAGAAUUUUAGCAAAAGAUUAAAUUAAAAAAAUUAACUUGUAUAUAAUAAGAAUAAUAUACAGUAA